Penicillium antarcticum is the source of this 624-nucleotide messenger RNA. RefSeq lists its product as uncharacterized. The transcript has a single exon. The coding region runs from base 1 to 624 and encodes 207 amino acids. The record is from RefSeq and is a predicted model, not a curated record. NCBI's taxonomy places the organism in Eukaryota, Fungi, Ascomycota, Eurotiomycetes, Eurotiales, Aspergillaceae.
AUGGUCCGUGUUCUGAUAACAGGCUCUACGGAUGGCUUUGGCCUUGAGGCUGCCCGUCAGCUGGUUCAGCGAGGUCACACAGUCUAUCUUCAUGCGCGUAACCAAGUGCGCGCAGAUUAUGCCAAGGCAAAAUGCCCUGGAGCCGCUGGCGUCCUGAUUGCAGACUUGACAAGCGUGAUAGAGACGCGCAAAAUGGCCGAGGAAGCAAACACGAUUGGUGCCUUCGACUCUGUCAUUCUUAAUGCCGGAUUACUCUACGGACCAUUCCGCAAGACGCCAGAUACUGGCGUGCCAGCUAUGGUUUUCGUGAAUAUUCUCGCACCUUAUAUUCUUACCUGUCUCUUGACACCCCCCAAACGACUUACCUUUAUUGCUUCUGUCCUACACAGAGAGGCUAAUACGGACUUGAAGGAUAUAUUCUGGUUUGAGCGCGGGGAAACCGAAUUCAAGGAUUUCCCAGCCUACUGCGAUUCGAAGUUCCAUGUCAUGCUUCUUGCUAAUGCGGUGGCGAGGCGGUUCAAGAGCACCUCGGUCACCUCUGUGCAUCCUGGAUGGGUUCCUACCAAGAUUGGAACUUCAGACGCCACCGAUAAGCUGGAGGAUGGUGUCGAUGCUAGGCUUUAG